AUAACAGUUAAGUAUUGAAAACUUCAUAAAUUAUGCGAUGUGCAGCAAUUCGUGGCUAUUGUAUUUUUCAUGUAGUAUAUAUAUUUGAAUUCUAUAAAGUUUUUUUAUUCAGUUAAAAAAUAAUAAAAAUUAAAUUUCAAUGGAAAAGGUACAAGUAGAAGAAAAGACAAGAGAAGAAGUCGAAGCCGAGCGCAAAGCUAAGCGACUAGCCAAACAGGAACGGAAGAAAGCAGCACUUGAUAAACAGAAAUCUGAUGGAAAAGUAGAAAACAAACAAAAAUCCAAUACAUCAAAUGUUACAGAUGCAGCUAAAGAGCCAUUAGUUAAUUCUAAUAAACCAGCAAAAACACCGAAAAUUUUAAAACCUGAUAACACAAAGGCAACUAAGAAGUUACCACAACCUCAGAAAGUUGAAGUAUCAAAUAAGCCAACAGAUGUUAAAAACAUAAAAAAUAAAGAAAAUAUCAUUAAUUCUAAAAUUAUCGAUGUAGCCAGUUGUAAAGCUACUAAUGUAACCAAAAAACCUGUGGCAGCAAACACACAUAAAGUUAAAUUGUUCAACCAUCUUUAUAAUGAUACUCUAUCUAAUGAAAAAAAACUAAUGAUAAAUUCAGGCAAAGUUCAUCCAGCUUUCAUUAGACUUGGCAUACAGUUAAAAACCAAUAUAGUAGCGGGUUCCAAUUCCAGAUGCCUAGCUUUUCUUUAUGCACUUCAACAAACUAUAUCCGAUUUUGUGACACCUGAACACAAGCAGUUCUCUCGUUCUCUCGAAGAACACCUUGGACCCACUAUCGAUCAUCUAAUGACUUGUCGACCAUUUUCUGUAUCAAUGACUAACGCUUUUAAACAUGUCAUGUGGCACAUCAAGCGGUUAUCUAGCAAUAUUACGGACGCUAAUGCUAAGGAAAAAAUUGAAAACAUUAUUAGUAGUUUUAUUUAUGUACAAAUUAAAAUGGCCGGCAAAGCAAUUUGUAUAGCUGCACAAAAUAAAAUUGCCAACGAUGAUGUUAUACUUACUUAUGGAUAUUCGUCUCUUGUUGAACGGAUAUUAACGGAAGCUCAUUGUAAAAAUAAACAGUUUUCUGUGAUUGUGGUUGACUCUGCCCCGUGGUACGAAGGCCGACAGCUGUUACGACGACUAGUUCGUCAUAAUAUACCAUGUACAUACGUUCUUUUAUCAGCCACUAGUUUCAUCAUGACUAGGGCUACCAAAGUGUUACUUGGUGCACACGCUUUAUUAGCCAAUGGUUAUGUCAUGGGACGGGCAGGAAGUUCUCAGGUGGCUUUAAUAGCCAAACAUUUUAACGUACCAGUAUUGGUGUGUUGUGAAACUUACAAGUUUACUGAUCGUGUUCAAACUGAUUCGAUCGUUUUUAAUGAACUCGGUGAUGAGAGUGAAAUGAUGCCCAAAGAACAAUGGUUGAACAACCGUUACUUAACACCACUUUGCCUUAGGUAUGACGUAACAACACCAGACUUAAUAACCGCCGUAGUCACAGAAAUUGCGAUAUUACCAUGUACAAGUGUUCCGGUAGUUUUAAGAGUGCGACCAAACGAAUAUGGUGUAUGUAACAAGUUUGAUUGAAAUAUAAAUAGAAAUAAAUUAUCGAACAUAUACAUAUAGAUUUUUUUAAACAGUUUUUAUUUUCCUUAAUAAUAUAUUUAUUUUUAAAUGUACAAUGUUCCUUCCAAGAAAAUUGUAACAUAUUUGAUUCUUGGAUUCUGACGAAAUUGUAAUUGUAUAAUGCUUAGUGGUAACAAUUUCAUUUAGUUUUUUUAAUGUCCAUGGAACAAACUAUUAGUUCAACACAUAAGCGGCUAAGUACUAAAAAUUAAACCAAAUAUAAAAUAAUUUUUGUCUUUUACAAAA
Messenger RNA from Adelges cooleyi (spruce gall adelgid), 1870 nucleotides. It is a transcript of the gene eIF2Bdelta, whose product is annotated as translation initiation factor eIF-2B subunit delta. Lineage: Eukaryota; Metazoa; Arthropoda; Insecta; Hemiptera; Adelgidae. The record is from RefSeq and is a predicted model, not a curated record. The transcript has 8 exons. The coding region runs from base 140 to 1585 and encodes 481 amino acids.